Giardia duodenalis is the source of this 3306-nucleotide messenger RNA. RefSeq lists its product as uncharacterized. The record is from RefSeq and is a predicted model, not a curated record. The coding region runs from base 1 to 3306 and encodes 1101 amino acids. The transcript has a single exon. NCBI's taxonomy places the organism in Eukaryota, Fornicata, Diplomonadida, Hexamitidae.
AUGUUCGGCUAUAUUACUUGUGCAACCACAGGCAUCGUGUUAGAUCGCCUUAAGACCGCAACGCAUGUCGAGCUGCACUUCUGCAUUCGCUCUUGCACAGACCCACCUAACAUAAUGGCCACCUCGCCCACGGUCUUCACUCCGCUCCAGCUCAAGGACAAGCGCAAGGGCGUAUACACACCAAAGAUCACUGAUAUCACGCUGCCCAUACCCCUACUAAGCGAUCUGGAUGCACACGAGCUUUGUAUCUCCGUUCUUCUUGCAGAGGUUGCUAAGGAUGGCACCACUGCAUGUGCAGACCUAGUGCAUGUGUGCUCCAGAGCCACACUUGCAGAGAUCCUGGCUGGCCGAACUGUAGAAGAAACAGCUCCUUUCAGCAGCCCAGCUGCUUCACCCUGCACAGACCAUAUUAAACUGUCGCUCUCCUACCGCAAGCCGCUGAGAAAGGCAAACAGUGCAGCGUACGAGUGUCUACGGCUCGACACGCUCUUUAUUCAAUUAGCCGAUAUUACGCUUCCCCUCAGCAAGAGAAGCUAUCUAGAUGAGCAGCGGCUGUGUCUCCGUGUGUGUACCCAGACGUAUGCAUCGGAGUUCCCACUAGCUGAGCUUCCCAGGGAUCACUCUACUAAGAGGAGCUACCAGCUGGCCUCUCCGGUACCCAUUUCCAUUCCCUACUCUCCUGUGAUAACCUUUCAGGUUGUCUUUUUGUAUAGCGUAACAGUCUCUGAAACAUUUUUCCGGCUGAACGGUCUCCAGGUAGGAUCGCCCUCUGCCAAUUCCCACAGCUUUUGUGAUUACGUGCCUAUCUUUCAGUGCUCAAUCAGCAGCAAGAAGAAUUUAUAUAAGUAUCAGUCUUUUGGUGUUCCGCUCUCCCUCUGCUUUCCCCCGAGUCUUAUAUCCUCUGACUUGGUGUCCUUUUAUGACGUCAUCUGUGCGUCCCUUCAAUUGGCUGCAGACUCCACUCACAAGAAGGCUCCCCGGAGCCUCACAGACCUCUUAGGACACCUUAAGGAGGCUGUUAUCCCACACAUUUUUGAGGGCAUCUUUCUGCGCGGUGAAGACAUAGCCGAUGUCUUUUCUCCUUACAGAUCUACGAUCACUCUCACAAACCAUUCAAAGUCUGACUCUGCCCGCUUCAAGGCUUACGAGAAGAUUCUUCAGUAUGCAGGUCUCACUGACACACUGCUGGCAGCUGUCGGAAAGGACUGGACAGAUCUGGCCGUGAGAGUGGGGACAGAGGUUGGUUUUUCACAGAAUGUUGCACAGAACAAGAUUCUGUUCGUCGCCACUUUUCUUUUGGACAUGUUUGAGCCAUACUCUUCGUCUGCAGCAAAGCGCAACGAUACCAUGUACCCUGACUCCACAUCAGUAUCGACGCCAGGCCUCUCCGAGUCAUCUUCUUUCCAACGCUUUGAGUCCCUUAAUUGUGCGUCGCGGGCCCGUGACAUGCUCUAUGCGUUUUCGUCUAAGCGGCAGGAUAAAGAUGCGGCAGCCUCGUGUCUCACGAUUCUUCCAAUUGAGUUUUCCUUAGCAAAUGCAUUAGUAUCCAAUAAGGUGUGCAUUUACACCAUCAACUUUUCCGAAGAUGGCACAGAUGCCAACCAAACCUUUCAUGACGCUGCCCCCAUAGUCAUGUCAAAGCCCGAGCUAUCUGGGAGCAAUCGGGGUCUCUGGCAGUUCACUUUGGAGGAAAGAAGAGAUAAGGCGCAGAUGAUAGCUGUCGGGCCUGUACUUAGCGCUACUCAAUCGAAGGUGUCCAUAAACCGCGUUCUGCUAGGAUGUAAGAACAACGCAGAGCUCACCUUUGCUAACUAUCUUUGGAUGCUGCCGCAAGUCCUCUUUCUUCCCGAUUCUGUUUCCUCCCAGCAGAUGAUCCGCGAUCGCGUAACAGCGUUCGAAAAGUGCGUCCUUAUAGCAUGUCUCUAUGACUUUGAGACCGGCGCACUCCUUGCCCGUGGAAGCCUACGAUUAAAGAAUGUCACUGAUACCUUUAUUUCAGCCGCAACAUCUGAUCUGGACGUCGAAAUAAAGCUACGGUGGUUCUAUGAACAGGAGUUUUCAUCAUCCGUUAAGGGGGUCGAGGACACGGUUACAUUUUUAGCAAGUUGCUACGGGUUUCUGAAGGAGUUGGAGCCUGCUGGUUCUCCGCAUCAAUCUACUCAUACCUCAGCGAAUGUAUCCAUCUGUGGCAAGAACAGUGCAUGCCUGGUCACCGCUGAAAACUCUAAUAGACCGACGUCUGCGCCUUCCUCUAUCCACGCAGAGGCUGCCAACUGUUCGCUGGUGCGCGAAAAUUCUCCAGACUGCCCCGAAGACUUAAGUACUAUUGAGUAUGUUCGAGCCCAAGCGGAACCCCGACAAUUCACAGAGCGGAGCGAGAUAGUGAGCCAGGAUGACAAGGGACUACGCACUCCUCGACUCUUAUCAGGAAAGGAGAUAGAGAUUAUUGACGGAACUAUUACGUUUCAGCUUGCACCCAGUCAGAGGCAAAGUACAUCAGGACCGGUCUGUGGCAUCCCUAACAACACGAAAGACGAGAUAGGUGUACUCAAACAAUUAAUACAUACGUUGCGGAAGGACCUAGAUCGGCUCACUCCCAAAACCUUUAGACAAGCGGUUGCUGCAAGCCCCUCGACAUACGCUGGCCUAGAGCAUCCGAUUUCGGAGGAUCUGCGACGGAAAGUGGAGGUCUCCACCGGCUUGGUGAUGCAAGAGGAAGGCACCACAUAUGAAUUAUGUCAAACAAUAGCUGAAAAGUUGGAUCGAAAUAUCCUAGCAUAUCUGUUAGUGGAUAUGGUCAAGCAGAAUGUCCAGCUAAGUAAGGAGCUUGAUGGUACCAGAGACAAGAUCGAUGUUUUGGAGAGCGCCUGUACUACAAAUGGUGCGGCGCUAUCUAAAUUGAAGGCCCUAGUACUGGAGCAGGAGCAACUACUUCAAUAUAUGGAAGCGCAAAGCAAAAAGUCGAUCCAUACGUCAACAGAGUCAGCAGAAAGGCUUAUUGCCGUUGAAAAGGAGAAUGCACGGCUCACUGAAAUCUUACGGGCCGUUACAGCUUCUUUGGGUAAGGAUGGUGCUGCCAAGGUCAUCUCCAUCUCAAGGAACCCCGCAGGGUAUACCCGAGCACAGUCAUCUCCAUCGCUAGAUGACGGAAGAAGUGGUGUGUUGCUUAGCGUUAAGCUACCGCCCGGAAGAUUGCCUCCGUUGAGUCCUGACCCAGAAGCCUUGUCUCCGCAUGCUGCCAGCAAAGCUUCUAACGUUGCGAAAAGAAAGAGUCCCAGCCAGGCCGUCAUCCUUUCGCGGUCCUGA